CUAGAGCAGCACUUGUUAAUAUAGUACAUAUAUUGGCAAUAUGGAUCUAGAGGAAUUUCUAGCGCUAGAGCGACAGCAGUUGGAAUUCGAUCGCCAGCGUUUGGCUGCAGCUAACAACACUCUUCAGAAUGGUGCAAUCAAUUCGCAGGGCGUUUGUCCUGCCGCCUUGCUAAUGCAAAUGAAAGGUUACAAGCCCAAGCAAUGUCAGCGCAUGGCCAACACAAAACACAGCGAGUGCAACGAACUGGAAAAGGCCUCGAGCUCGGCCUUAGCAACGCCUAACCAAAACUCCGACCUGCAGCUAGAGUUGAGUGUAGAGGAGAACUUGCCGGAGUUGAAGCUGGAGCAGGAGCCGGAACAGGAACAGGAACAGCGGCACCAGAGGAAUACAUCUGCCACCUCACCACUUAGCCUAAAGUCGGCCAAGGAAUUUGUGAAUCAGCGCGAAUUGCUUAUUGGCAGCGCCCGACAAUAUAAAUCACCAAAUGCGACGUAUCGUAAUUUGGAAAGCGAGCGACCGCAAAGCGAGAAUCGAUUGCCAAUUGGGAAGCGAGCGACCGGCGAUGAUAUGGAGCAAUGGGUUACGGACACAUUUUAUUCGUAUUUUCCCGGCUUCAACAAUGAAAAUCAGAAACGUCAAAAUUAUUUGCGUGAGCGACAGCGCGAGAAUCAGCAGAACUUGCUUAAGCACCAGAUGCUGCACCCGCCAUUGGCUAAACAGCGAAGACAGCUGAAGCCAACCACAGCAACGCCAACACCAACUUCAGUGCCGGCCGGAGAGGAGCUGCAGACCACGGCGCGCUCCAGUCAAUCCAGCACAAGCACAAACCACAGCCGAACGGAUAAGACUGACCUAGAGUUAAUUGUAAAUAAUAACCCCAACUAUGUGCCGCCGAAAAUACGUACGGCUACGACACGUCAGCAGCUCCUCCAUGAUCUUGGCCACGUUGAGCUCUCCAACAUUGUCUCCGGCGACGGCAUCAACGAGCGCAAUAUGCGCAGUGCCGAACUGGAGACGGCACGCAAGAAAGAGUACCAGCGGGACUUGAUGCAGCAAAUCGAAGAAAAGCGUCGUUCCAUCGAGAUGCUACGAGAGAAGGAACGGCGACAGGAGGAGGUGCUGACCAGGCGCCUGGAGGCCCAGCUCAAGACGAUGCACCUGGAGGAGCAGCUCGAAAAGGAAAAGAAGCGCGCUGAAAAGGCACGCAUUGAGACGGAACGGAAUCGUUUGAAGCGCGAAAAGCUGCUGGCCAAACUGGAAGAGGAUGCGCAGCUGUUGCAUGCCAAGGAGCUGAAUAAUUCCAAGGAUAUCAAAGCCAACACCAACAAUAAUACCAACAUCAACAACACCAAUAUCAAUAAUAAUAACAACAGCAAUAAUAAUAACAGCAAUGCCAACACCAACAAGGUCUACAAGUACUUUAGCAAUUCGGCACGGCACGAAUAUAGACGGGGCCAGCCGUUGCCGCCGGGCGUGGAGCUCGAUUUCGAAUUGCCCCAAAUGGCGAAGAUUGAGCGCGAAUGCUUCCACUUGUGCGAGAAGAUCUGCCCGCUCUGCGACGAGCCGCUGAAGAGCUAUGAGAGCUGUUGCCUGCGCUGCCAACGCAAGUUGGCUUUGAAAAUGAAACCGCCGAGCAGCGACGCGCCGACAUCAACGAGCGAUGAGGCGACCGUCGAACCGGCUGCUGCAGUCGAUCACAGCUGCCAGAAUAGCUAUGCGCUUGUCUGCCUGAAGUGUGAGCGCCUGUAUGCCAUGUGUGGACAGUGCCUGGUGAAGAGCGAUGUCUGCCGCGCCUGCCAGCGAGAGCGCAAUAUCUGCAUGAACUGCCGCCGCAAUCUGUGCUCCUUUUGCCUGGAGGAGAUCGCCUGCGGUCGCGAUGCCGAGCGCACGCAUAUCAAUGAGCAGCUGGACCGCGAGCAGCCAACAGAGGAUUCGUUUCGCGUGCUGGAAGUCAAUUGCCCGCCGGCAGCAGAGAACAAUUGCUCAAACCUAGUAGAUACGACGCCGCCGCCGUAUUCCUUUAAUAUAUCUCCCAACUCGGUGUUUCACGAGGACUAUAAGGCCACGCCCGUGAAGCCAUUGCAGCUGGAUCAGGAGCCGCUGCCCACUGUCUCGGGCAGUGCGAACAACAGUUUCGAGGUCGACAGCGCCGAUGAGCAAGCGAUGAAGCGUGUGAGACUUCAGACGGAUCAGCGCUUGUCGCGCUACAUGAAAAACUAUGGAGACUUGGCCCUCAAGCAGCAGCAGCACCAGCUGCACCGGCAGCUGGAGUUGCGCAGCAAAAGUGAAUCGCGUAAUCGCGGCACACAAACAACACCACAGACAUUGGGACGGCGCGACAUCGUUCUCCACGAGACUCCCACUCAGAAUUUAUCAAUGCCUCUGCUCCGCGAAAUGCCCAAAAUGACGCGCAAAGACGCGGCCCCUACGCUGGACGGCAAUCGGCAGCAGCAGAAAAUAGACAAUCUCAAGAAGCGCUGGGAGGUGCCUGUCGUGCAGAAGUUCACGGUGUCCAAAUCGUCUCCGAAGAUCCUGACACAAGUGGGCGCAAUACGCAAACAACUGCAGGCGGCGCGUUUCUAUGAUGAUGGCCAGGAUGCCGACGACGACGACGACUACUGAGAGCUAACGCCAAUUUUUCAACCAUUUGUGACAAAUUGCCGACGUUUAGUUGAUGUUCAGUCGAAAUAGCUCAGCAACAAUAGUU
This is a messenger RNA of Drosophila navojoa, 2708 nucleotides long. RefSeq lists its product as uncharacterized. NCBI's taxonomy places the organism in Eukaryota, Metazoa, Arthropoda, Insecta, Diptera, Drosophilidae. The record is from RefSeq and is a predicted model, not a curated record.